This is a messenger RNA of Oncorhynchus nerka (sockeye salmon), 5806 nucleotides long. Its product is annotated as protein 4.1-like. The coding region runs from base 964 to 4512 and encodes 1182 amino acids. NCBI's taxonomy places the organism in Eukaryota, Metazoa, Chordata, Actinopteri, Salmoniformes, Salmonidae. Gene Ontology annotation, cellular component: cytoskeleton; plasma membrane. Gene Ontology annotation, biological process: cortical actin cytoskeleton organization. The transcript has 25 exons. The record is from RefSeq and is a predicted model, not a curated record. Gene Ontology annotation, molecular function: structural molecule activity; actin binding.
CGUUUUCAAGUGAAAUACCCUAUAUAGUUCAUUCGGGACGGACUUUAGCGCGUUAAUGGUAAUGAGAGUAGCCUAAUGUCUGUUCGUUUUGUUUUGGGGUCACUGAGUAAUGUUAUUGUGUUUACUGUGAAGCUCUAUCGAUGGGUGUUUUGAAAGUUUACCUUGUUGCAGGUAUACAUAUUUUCUAUUCGAAGUUGUCUAAACAUUUUUGAGCGAACUGUAUUGCCUUAUGCGCAUUUCAUUAUUUGCGAAAAUGACUUGUUUUUACAACAAUAUCCCACAUCCGUGCGAGGGAGAUAUUACAUACAUUCCCUUGAAUUAUGACCAUUUCUCCUUUCAGGCUACUGUAUUUUACUGUAUCAGGUCUCCAUGCGUUCAACAGCUGUUGAUACAAAGUAUCCUGUGCGUAAAGCUUCGAGGAUAGACAUAUGGCUACUGUAUUCUACAUCUGGAAUUCAUUCUCCAGUCGCUGAAAGCUACUCUGUAGAAUGGUUUCAUUUUGAAACAGCGAAUACUUAUAUUCCUGCAUACUGUAAUAGUGAAUAUAUCCAUAUCUGCAGCAGUACACCGGUCUUUGGCAGUAGGCUGUAGGGGAAAUAUUCGAUGUCAGUCUCUGCAGUCAAGAAUGUUGAUGUGCGGUGAUUGUCGUGUACAGAUGGCUGGCUUCACUGCAGGCGCGUGCCACUGGCAAAAACAUUGGCGCCUGUUCUGAUUGGAGUUUCGUUUGGAAUGAACACUGCUGUAGGCCUACAAAUAUUGAUGUAGCCUAAAUUAUUACUGUUUUACAAAAUGUAUACUGGUGUAGCCUAUUUGAUCUCAAGGUUAUGUUGGUUAUGUUUUGCACUUUGAGUGUUGGACAUCUUAUCUUUUAUUACAUUUUCCCCCACAUCACUCUGGAUCAACUUGAAUGAAAUUUCGGAUGGAACCUGGCUGUGCUGUAUGAAUUAUCAUGGGUGAAUCGUCAUGACGACAGAACCAAAUUCAGAGUCCAGCGCGGACCAGCAGGAGGCCAGUGCGGUUCCACUCCUGGAGGCGGACUCUUUCCCCCCGGCUGCCGCCCACAGCACGCCUGUCAAGAAGAAGCAGAAGGGCGAGAGAGCGGAGGGAGGCGUGGUCCCACAGGAGAAUCAGCUUGAGCCAUCGCAGGUGGAGGAGGACAGGACCUCACACAGGUCGUCCACCAGUAAGCUGUCCAGGUCUCCCGGUGGAGGCCGGAGCGUCCGCAGCUACAAGACCAUGCAGUGCAAGAUCACCCUGCUUGAUGGCUCCGACUACACCUGUGUGGUGGAGAAACGGGAGAGAGGCCAUGUGUUAUUCCACAAAGUUUGUGAGCAGCUUAACCUCCUGGAAAAGGACUACUUUGGCAUCACAUUCCGGGAUAUCGAAAACCAAAAGAACUGGUUAGACCCAUCUAAAGAGAUGAAGAAACAGAUCAGAGGUGCGUGGAAUAUGGGAGUCGCCUGGAAUUUUUCAUUCAACGUGAAGUUUUACCCUCCAGACCCUGCCCAGCUGUCUGAGGAUAUUACAAGAUAUUACCUGUGCCUCCAGUUGAGAGAUGACGUGGUGUCGGGGCGUCUGCCCUGCUCCUUUGCCACCCACACGGUGCUGGGAUCCUACACAGUCCAAUCAGAGCUUGGGGACUACGAUCCAGAGGAGUCUGGGACAGACUACGUCAGCGAGUUCCGCUUUGCCCCCAACCAAACCAAGGAGCUGGAGGAGAAGGUCAUGGACCUGCACAAGAACUACAAAGGAAUGAUGCCAGCUGAGGCUGAGAUGCACUUCCUCGAGAACGUGAAGAAGCUGUCCAUGUACGGAGUGGACCUUCACCAUGCCAAGGAUUCCGAGGGUGUUGAGAUCAUGUUGGGCGUGUGCUCCAGUGGUCUUCUGAUCUACCGCGAUCGCUUGCGCAUCAACAGGUUCGCCUGGCCCAAGGUCCUCAAGAUCUCCUACAAAAGGAAUAAUUUCUACAUCAAAAUACGCCCUGGAGAGUUUGAGCAGUUUGAAAGCACAAUUGGGUUCAAGCUCCCCAACCAUAGGGCGGCCAAGAGAUUAUGGAAGGUUUGCGUGGAGCACCACACCUUUUUCAGGUUGGUGUCUCCAGAAACUCCCCCCAAGAAGUUCCUAAACCUGGGUUCUAAGUUCCGCUACAGCGGGAGAACCCAGGCCCAGACUCGACGAGCGAGCUCCCAGAUCGUCCGCCCAGCGCCCUGCUUUGAGCGCUCCACCAGCAAGCGCUACAUCAUGUCUCGCAGCCUGGACGGAGCUCCGCAGAGUUCACCCAAAAGGAGUUCACCCAAAAGGAGUUCACCCAAUAGGAGUUCACCCAAAAGGAGUUCACCCCCAAAAACUGUAUCACCGAGAAUUAAACCACCUGCUAGUUUAAACGGCACUAAACCAACAGAGAUGGGCUCGGAUCUAUACGGAAGGGCGAAGGGCAUUGCCGUGAGUGACCUCAUCACCACAGUGACACCGGAGAAAAAGGUGGAAGAGAGGAAGGCAGAGGAAGAGGUAGAAGUAGAGGUGCAGGUGGAGGUGGAGGAGGAAGACGAGACCACGAAAGCCACCGAGAUGUCUCAGCCAAGUCCAACCUCUCCCAUUCGACAUGACACCAAGACGGAACUGACUGACACUUGUGUCGAUGGUGAACUGACAGCUACUGAGAACAGUUUCAUAAGGCGAAUUAAAGGAGAGAAUGUGUUUGUCAGACAUAGUGUGCUGAUGUUAGAGGACACAGUGGGCACGCCAGAGGAGCUGUUGAAACACGCAACCAACAUCAGCGAGCUCAAGAGGUCGUUCCUGGAGACGGGCGCCGACACGGCCGGCCUCACCGAGUGGGAGAAGAGGCUGUCCUCGUCCCCCCUGCGCUCGCUGCGUCUCGACGAAGCCCCUAUGAUCGAACCACUGGAGCUCGAUGAAGUACCGAGCAAAGAGGAUGAGAGAGAGGAUGAGAGAGUCAUGGCUGCAGGUGGUAGCAUUGAGGAGGAGAUCAACCACAGCCCUGUGGAUACUAAGACUACUGUGGAUUCUGACGGGUGGGUAAUAGUAAGUAAAGUCCCUCCUAAGGUAACCGAAAAGAAAAUCAUUGUCAACUAUAAAGUUAUGACCGUCACUAACACUGUGGCCGAAGGAGCGCUCGCCGGCACCAGUGGUGGCAUAGUCGGCAAGGAGUUGAAAGCGUAUGAGAGCUUCCGCAGCGAACUCCCCUCCAAAACCGAGGAGAUGAGAGAGAAGAACUAUACCCUGGGCAAGUCCUAUGACACAAUGUCAGGCAAGAUUGUCACAAUGACAAAGCGGGCCAAAGAUGGUGGGGAGGCGGUGGCGGCUGCUCCGGCAGCGUUUGCCAGGGAGCUGAAGAGGGCAGCAGACCAAUCCACCACCACAGUGAAGAUCAUCCCAGUGUCGACUGAGUAUGAGAUGCCGGUGUCUGUCCACAUGGGUCUCCCACCCCAGGAGGGAAUCGGACCCCCCAUGAUUACCAUCAAGGAGGCCAGGACGCCCUCUCCAUCCGAGCCCAGCAACGGUGCCCUGGGCCUGGGCACCGUGCGGACCAUGGUGUCCAUCCGCUCCAGCCAGGACAUCAGUGAUGCCGCGAGAGCGGACAGCAGGAAGCAGCUGAGGGAGACUUUUCUCCUGGGAGACAGGAGCACCACCCCUGUUGCACCUCACACACCUCUCUCGCCACGCUCCCCCAUGGCCAAGUCACCUAUGGCAAAGUCUCCCAUGACAAAGCCCAAGCCUCCAAUGGAGGAUCUGCGUCUGAGCCCCGGCCCCGUGUCCUAUCUAUCCAGAACCCCAUCGCCCUCCAAAGUGCCUAAGCCGACCUUUGAGGAGAUGUCCCCGGAGCUCACCGCUCUCUUACAUUCGGCCCGAUAUCAGACCAGCACGGGGGGUUGGACUGCCUCGCCUGCCCAUAGUCAGGCCCUGCUCAAGACAACAGAGAAGGUGGAGCGGAUCGUGCUGCAGACAGAGGUGGUAUCAUCACAGCAAACAGAAGAGGUUGAGGAUCAGCCGGCAGAGGACCAGGAGCAGCCGGUGGAGAAACAGCCUGACGGCAUGGAGAAACAAGCUGGUCAGCAGCCUGAGCAGACGUCUGCGCUGGAGUCUCCAGAGGUCCUGACCUUCAACAGGGCAGACGUGAUGGAGGAGACAGAGAUGCUGGUGCCCCAGGGCGUACCUGUAAUACACACGGAAAUGAAAACCAUCACAUACCGGUCACUAGAGGGUGACGCUGACACUGAUCCAGAGGCGGGGGUGUUGAUGAGCGCCCAGACCAUCACCUCAGAGACCACCAGCACCACAACAACCACACAUAUCACCAAGACUGUGAAAGGAGGAAUCUCGGAAACGAGGAUCGAGAAGAGAAUCGUCAUCUCGGGGGAUGCAGACAUAGACCAUGACGAGGCCCUGGCUCAGGCCAUAAAAGAGGCCAAAGAGCAGCACCCUGACAUGUCAGUGACCAAAGUAGUGGUCCACAAAGAGACUGAGAUCACGCCCGAGGAGGGCGAAGAGUGACCGCAGGAUUGAAGGAUCACUGGGUUCACCGACGUUUCAGGGGCAUUCUGUUAACGUUACUUCACGCUCUUCAGAGUAUGAGAUGCAAGCUGGAUAGUGACGUGGCCAACGGACAACACACCACUGUAGAGGACACUACUAUACUACUCCGUCUGACUACUACUGGACUAACCGAACCCACACUCACCAACACUACUGGCAAACACAGACCUCCAAAGCUGGUCAGACCUUCAUUGGAACAUGUAUACUGCAUGAAAAGGGAUCAUUUCUGCAUUUUGUAAAGGAGAAAACAAAUACAUUGGAGGAAAUAUCAAAUUAUAUACAUGUUUUACUUGACCUGUGCACUCAGGCUCGAAGGGAGAAGAAUGUAUGUCAUGAGAGUUUUGAGUUAUGAUAGUAUACUCGGUUUUAUUUAUUAUCGAACUACAAUAAUAGUAGCUAGGCUGAACGUGUAUGAUGGCACAAUAUUUAUCCAUGCAAUAGAUGUGACAUUCAUCUUGCCAUACGUCCCCUUAUUUAUCCCAAUGCUGAUUUUAUUCCAUUUUACAUACAGUAUUGCCUAGAAAAAGGCAAAUAUAAUAUGUAUGGUACGUACAUUUGCUUAGUAGACCAUAUACCCUCAAAGAUGAUUUUGUUGUUUUUACUUUAAUUGUAAAUAAGUUCAUUUGGUUUUCCUUCAAUUACAAAGUAAAGAUGAGUAUAAUGAGGCAAGAUCUCAUAGAAUUGUGUUAGAAGGGAAUGUUAAACAGACUCCAUUACUGUGACUUCCGAGUUGAUCAAGAAAACCCUUAUAAUAUAUGUAUUCACAUGGUGGUCGGUGGAUUGAACAUUCUUGUUGGGUUGUAUCUGAAAUGACACCCUAUUACCUAUAUAGUGGGCUUUGGUCAAAAGCAGUGCACUAUGUAGAGAAUAGAGUGCCAUUUUAGACAGUCUUGCUCAUUCUUAAAUCAUACCCAGAAUGCACCUCUUAUCCCUGCGUGGCACAUCCAAGCCUUAAAACUGUGAAGAACGGACAGACAACCUCCACUACAACCCUGCAAUGUGUGUUUUAUUUCUCCAAGGCCGAUGUGUCAGCGGCCAUCCAACACAGGGGCAUCAUGCUCAUUGAACCUGAGGUGACAUGCUCCCCUCAAUGUAAACAACUGGGAUGAGAAUGAAGACAUAUGUUUGGUCAUCGGUUCCCCCUCAGAUAUUAGGAGCAUGAUGCCUCUGAUCCCACUCCCCUCGACUCAACAGCUGCAAAAUCAUCCAUGUUGAAUGUGUUUCCCACAAGAUAAAUAAAAUGCUAAAUUCA